GGACUGCACCUCAGUGGACUGGUUGGCAGCCUGGAUAGCCUUGUUUGCUCUCUCUCUCUCUCACUCUCUCUCUCUCCGUAUAGUGCUAUCAAAGUACAAUGUGUGUAUGACAGUUUAUAGUCGCAGAGCGCAGCACACACACACACACACACAGUGGAACAGUAACAGUGAAGGAUCUUCCAGUUAGAAGAUGCAGAGUUUUGGGACAUGGACAGUGGCAGUAGCAGCAGCACUGGUGAUCAGUCUGAUGGGAGUUCACACUAAACACCUGGUAGCUGAAAACACCCAUCUCCUGACCUCUGAAGAGCACAAGAUGGUCCUCAACCAGGGAAUGAAAGAGUAUCCCAGGGACUGUUAUGAGAUGUUGAUGGGUUCAGGGGGUCAGGCCAGAGAUGGAGUGUACUUGAUUCAGCCAGGUGACUACCCCAUCCUGGCCUACUGUGCCAUGCAAGAGGGUGGUUGGACUGUAGUGCAGCACAUCACAGUUAACAGCAGCGUGGACUUCGACCGCACCUGGGUCGAAUACAAGCAGGGUUUUGGGGUCCUGAAUGGUGACCACUGGCUGGGGAACGAACACCUCCACCACCUCACCCGAGGGCCUGGACGCUACAAACUGGGGGUCAAACUGGUGGACAAAGAUGCCAUCGCCAAGAUGGGCGAGUAUGACCCUUUCAUGGUGGAGGACGAGCGGUCCGGGUUCAGGCUGCGUCUGGGUCUGUUCCAGGGCUCUGCCUUAGACGCUCUCACCCAGGACACAGAGAAUUACCUGCAUGACAACCAGAGGUUUACCACCAAGGACCGAGACAACGACAACUACUUCCAAAACUGUGCUAAGCUGGAGUUCCAGGGUGUGGCGGGAGGGGGCUGGUGGUACGAUGCCUGUGCUGGGGCCAACCUCAACCGCAGGAACGUGAUCUACUGGCAGAAGGACUGCAACAAGGAGCACCUGUGUAAAUACGCCUGGAUGAUGGUAAAGCCCUCAGACACAGUAAAGGUGGUCCACACUGGGGACUGUAAGAAGGAUGAAUUGUGAGUCAGUUGUCUGGAGAUUAGGUUGAUCCAUACCAUCUGUGGUUAUACUAAUGCAGUGGUUUUCAAAACAUUGUUUACGUAAUA
Coregonus clupeaformis (lake whitefish) is the source of this 1116-nucleotide messenger RNA. RefSeq names its product fibrinogen-like protein 1-like protein. Lineage: Eukaryota; Metazoa; Chordata; Actinopteri; Salmoniformes; Salmonidae. Bases 191 to 1033 code for a protein of 280 amino acids. The transcript has 3 exons. The record is from RefSeq and is a predicted model, not a curated record.